GGCGGGGUGGAGCUGGGCGGCCCCGGCCCCGUCCCAGUCCCGUGCGGGGGAGCGGCUCCUCGCAGCCUCGCUGCCCCGUCCCGACCGCUCCUGUCGCCGCGGCUCAUGAGGUGAAGAUGGUGAUCCGCGUCUUCGUCGCCUCCUCCUCGGGCUCGGUGGCGAUAAAGAAGAGGCAACAGGAUGUGGUGAGGUUUCUAGAAGCCAAUCGCAUAGAGUUCGAAGAAGUGGAUAUCACCAUGUCAGAGGAGAAGAGACAAUGGAUGUAUAAAAAUAUUCCUGAGGACAGGCAGCCUGCACAAGGCAAUCCACUGCCACCACAGAUAUUCAGUGAUGAUCGCUACUGUGGGGAUUAUGAUGGCUUUUUUGAAUCAAAGGAAAGCAACACUGUAUUCUCGUUUCUUGGACUGAAACCUACUUUGGCAUCAAAGUAGGAGUCAGAACUGUUGAAAGGCCAUGUGAAGUAUCAACAAGCACAUUCCUGAAUGAAUGACUUUAUUCUUCAGCACAUAACAGCUUCCCCAAUGGAUCACUGUGAUAGAGCAAACGUGUGUCAUUAGUAGUAGUCUGCUUGCCAUGAGAGGGUGCUCUCCAAUAAUGAGGAGUUAAUAACACACAUAUGAAAUAGGAUGAAGGCUGGGCUACUCAUCUUCCAUUGUAAAAAUGAUCACUGUUGAUGUUUCACUUCUGUCAUUGGAUUUUGCAACUGGCCCUGAUAUUCUAAUGUAUGUUUCAGAAUAAGGAGUGUAAGUGUAGGGCUUGUAUCAUUCGUGGGUAUACUUAUGUAGUCACAUUCCUUACCUUUUUUAAUUCUUCCCACUACUGUAGUUCAAAUUAGCUCAUCAUGAUAGUUGAAGUGCUGGUGGUUAUGAUGAUGUUUGUGCUGGCUAUGAUCCAGAAGGUAAAAAGCAUCAAUCUUGAGAUCUCAGUCUAAGCCAAUAACUGCCAUAUUUUUGCUCUGCAUUUAUUUAUUGUGAUGUUUAUUCUAGAUCAUGGUUAUUUUAAGAGACAUGGGCUGCUAAUUUUGUUAAUGAAGACUUGAUUUGUCUAAUGAUACACAUUGCAACUGACUGUUUAAAACGAGUUGCUAUCAUGAAGGAGGUGCCAAAGUGAAAUAUUUUGACGUGUUUCCAAAUGCAGGCAAAAGGUUCAGUAAAACACUUGGUGGCAAUACUGGGGAGUUCAGAAGAGCUAAAGGGACUCUAGUAGCUAAUGAUAAUCUGAAGUUAUCUCUUAAAUGAGAAAGUCUUAAUGCCCAAGGUUGGACCUCUAUAACUGGACUGUCUUAAAAUGAAAUUUUGCCAAAACUUCAGUUUACUCUCAGUAACACACAGCUCUACCACAAGCCACAUGAGAGUCAGGGAUACUUUGAGAGCCAGGUUUCAGUCCCAUGAUGGUUAAAUGCUCCACCAGGGUCCAAGAGCAUGCCCAACUUUGCUAGCUGUUAUCCUGGUUAUAUCCCCAGAUGUGGUCAUGUGGAGGUGCCUCGAAGACAGUGAGAGAGCUGAGUGUGUGCUUUACCAAAUGGGGCCAGAGAGGCUGUUCAGCUGAGGAGCAGGAGCCAGGUAAAGGAAGUGGAGAUUACUCCAGUGGGACUGCAUUGAUGCACAUAGCAGAACUUAGGCCCAUGACUUGCCAAUAGCUGUUACAAAAUUCAUUCUAGACAGAAGCAAAAUUGCAUCAUGCAUUCUGAAUCAAAUCUGGAUGCAUAAAUAACAUCUAUGCUGUAAUGUAGUUUUUACUCAAGUGAUUUCAUACUGGCAAGGUGGUGCCAUCACAGUGAAUGUCCUUAUGUCUUUGGGUAAGUGAAAGACAACCACUGUGUAGAAAAGCUGCUUUGCAAUCACAGCAUCACUCAGACUGUGUGGUUUGAAGGAAGCCAGACUUGUAAAAAGUGUCAGAAAGCAAUACUAUCACAACACUGUGAAAUGAAUCACUUCCUCUGUUGACAUCAGUAAUCACGGCAUACCAAACACAUCAGCUGGAAGGGACAACUGAAGGUCAUCUGGUCCAGCACUGUCAAAAUCAGGCUGAAGAACCACACUAGCUUGGAUCAGUAGGGGUUUGUCUAGCAGAGCAUUAAGAAUAGCCAGCGAUGAAGAUCUCAUAACUCUCUAGGUGACCUGUGACAUUGCCACAGUGCUUUCCUAAUGAAAACUUUAUCUUUUAAAGUCCAGCUUUGACUCCUAGGCUUUAAUUUGAGGCUGCUGCCUUUGCUGGGGUUUUUUUGGCACUCACAAGAAGAGAUUGGUACCAUUCUUUUUUAUUGGCCCUCGAGAUAGUUAGUUGUAGGUUACCAUUGGGUCACCUCUUCGCCGCCUUCUUACAGACUGAACAAAUGAGGCUGCUCAGCUGAGCUAAAGAGCUAGAGGGAGCAAGAGCACACACAGAUUUGAAGUCCAUGGUUGUAUUUACUUGUCAAAAUCUUUGGCAGAGCACCUUCUUUAGAGGAAAUCUUGAACGGGCAUUAAUGUUUGCACGUUAAGAAUUAUGUUGUCUGUGUCAAGGUACUGUGACAUUCUUGUAGCCAAUCCCAUAUUUUCAUGAGACUUGAACCUCACUAUAGGAAGGGAAUAUGACAUGAGGUGGAGCUGUGCAUUAACUUCACCACAUUCAAUAUAGCUAUUCCUAAAAAGAAGUUAAAUAUUUAACUUUGUAAAUGAAUAGAGAUAUAAAUUUCUGUAAUUUUAUAGUUGAUUACUUGCAGUUGAGAAGCCAUCCUGGAUUCAUCAUGUACUUGAUAACGUUGUAAACUUUGAGAACUGCCUGAAUUCCCAGGUCUGAAAAAUAGUUACCUAAGUGUGUAAGCAUAUACACAUGAGUAAUUCUGGGUGAAAUCCCAGGUUUACUGACGUGAAAGGAAAAACCAGACUGAUUUCUCCAGGGAUGAAUUUAGUUUCACAGAGUUCCUUUUGAAUUUUGAUGAUUGUAGGAGAGAAGGCUCUUGUUUAGUGGAGAGUUAGUCUUGUUUCAGCUGUUUCAGCUGUUAAGUAAACCUGGCUUAUUUCAGAGCAUACAUGUGGGCACGGUCAGUUGUAUGGAGGACAACAGUAGCUCCAAAGAUAUCCUGCUUGCCUGCAUGGAUUGGCAGUGUAAGUCCCUUAGGAUGUGUGCUUUUGAAUUAUAAAUAGCUGGUUUAAAAAAAAAAAAAAAAAAAAAAAAAAAGAAGAGAGAGUAUAUAUGUUUGGAUGUGAAUUUUGUCUGUUGUACAACAGCCUUAUUUUUGUAAUUAAAGCAAGAAGACUUCUAGUUUGUUACACAAGAUGAUCUGGAAUUUUUAAAAUCAGUUUUGUAGUAAUGAAGUGUAGCUAUCAGGUAACUGAAAAGGUCUGGGGAAAUUUGAGAUGUUUAUUGAAAGAAAUAGGAAAUUCUUAAUUCUGUUUAAAAUUUUGGCAUAUAAAUUAUGCUUAAGAACAAAAUUAUCCCAAUUUUUAGCUAAUACUUAUAAUUACCCCACUUUUUAAAAUAGAGAGCAGUGUGAGUGAAACUUAAUCUUUUUACCUAGCUAAAGUUGCUGUCUGGGUUGAUGUGCAUGUGCACAUUCACUGUAUCAGUAGCUUUGAUAGAGGUGUUUUUGUUUGUGCCACACACUACUGGAUAGUGCCUUGCCAGAAAGAGGACUGUUUCUGUGGGGUCUUCUUAGAUGAGCUUAAACUUUGAAAGGCGUAGUUUCUAUAUUGCUAUUUUUUAAAUAAUGGAGUAAAUUUAUUUUGAGGCCUGAGUCAAAAGGCACAUGCUUUGUAAGACUGAAACAGUUUUUGAUGAGUCUUCUGAACUCUUGAUUUUUCCUAGGUGACUUUGUUUUUUAAUUUUCUUUUCCUUUUUGUUGACUGUCUGGAACCAAACCUUCCAAAGGAAGUGAACCUGGAGUAAAGCCCAUAAAUUCAUGUUUACACUUUCUUUAAAAUAGUGUCUAAUUCUAAUGUUGAGCAGCCCAAGUGCUAUCACUGAAAUGAAGAGUAGCUGCCAAGCUCUCAGGGGAUUUCUUGGUUGUCCCUCCUCGUCCUUCUCUACCAUCAGGCCAUUUAUUUGAGGUUUCCUAUUCAGGCAAUACCAUGGUUCAGAAGCAGGACCCUGAAAUUGCCUUGUGGCCCUUCACAGGAGUGCAUGAGUGGGGUGAUCACCAGGAAAAUGCCAAAUCUCACCAGUUUUCAGUAACUUAUUCACUGAUUUCACUACACCUUGGCAUGAGCAGUGGGAAGAGGAUGGAGCCCCAUACAUUCACGGUUCAUAGAGAGCCCGAGUGGAAGACCCAGUGCAGAAUGGUCCACAGCUUGCUCUGGCACCCUGAGCAGUGGCUCUCACAGGGACCCUUGGCUGGCAGUGACACGUAUGACACCACACACGACUGCUUUCCACGGGACUCCAGCUGCAUCAUGGCCUAUGCUUCACCCCCCUCGUCCCUAAGGAAUUUGGGAGGGAAAACAGAGAACAUCUUCUUGAGAGCAGUCCGUCAGCCAGGGCAGAUCCAGCUUACUCCCUUCUUCCUAAUCUUUACCUCUUCCUCAUGUGUGUCAUCCUGUCCUCUGUAGACCUACCUGUGUGCAAAACUUCCACUCCUGGCCGUCUGUACAUCCCCGUGGGGUCACAAACGCAGAGCUGGUGUUCCCCUUCACGGCAGCAGUGUUCUGGAACUCGCUAGGGGAGGGAGCAUGUUGCAUCCUAGGUCGUGUACGUGUUAUGUAUUAAACUGUGUUCAUCUAAUAAAAAACUGUAAUUCAAAAAAGAAA
Molecule: messenger RNA, 4727 nt
Organism: Hirundo rustica (Barn swallow)
Lineage: Eukaryota; Metazoa; Chordata; Aves; Passeriformes; Hirundinidae
Gene: SH3BGRL2
Product: SH3 domain binding glutamate rich protein like 2
Exons: 4
Coding region: 117-431 (104 amino acids)
Cellular component (GO): cytoplasm
Source: RefSeq, a predicted model, not a curated record